This is a messenger RNA of Knipowitschia caucasica, 270 nucleotides long. The record is from the annotation of a GenBank genome assembly. NCBI's taxonomy places the organism in Eukaryota, Metazoa, Chordata, Actinopteri, Gobiiformes, Gobiidae.
AUGCAGAAAGCUUUACAUCAGCAUCAGGACAUCAUGAACCGCUUUCGCAAAGGCCUCCUCUUUCCUGGGGGCCCCGGCGAGUGCCUUUGUCUCCGAAAACCGAUCCCAAGGCUGGGCAGCGGGAGUCCUGAUGGAGCUGCUGCCAUCCACACGCCGAUGUACUCAUGCGAUACGACAUCCGGAAAGAGGCACUUGAGCGCGAGGGAGGAGACGGAUGAGGCUAUUUUAACGGAUCCAUCCUGCGGCGCGGCGUUCCGGCUCGGGCUAUAG